AAACAGAUUAUAUUGUCUGCUCCCAUUUCUCAGGGCAUUGAUGUUCAUCUUCCACCUGAUUUUUACUUCAGAUAAACAAAUUCAGAGAUGAUUAACAUAGUUUGUUUGUUUCUCUUUCCAGUCAGCCUAAUUGCAACGCAACUAGAUAACAGAACUGUGUUUGCUAAACUUGGAGAUACCAUUUAUAUUAGUUGCUUUUACCAUAGCCAAAUGGCCAUGCACUUCUCUUGGUACAAGCAUGAACUUGGGCAGAAUCCCAGACUUAUCCUCACCAUUUAUAAAUAUGAUCAGAAAGCUACAUUUUACCACAAUUUCAGGGAUAGUUCACGCUUUUCCACGCUGUCUGGUAAAGGUCUGUAUCAGUUGGUGAUAAGAAAUCUUCAGUUCUCAGACUCUGCGAUAUACUACUGUGGAAGCUCAUAUUCCAAUGUACUGGAAUUUAUCCAGGGGACAGAGUUAAUAGUUCAAGAUGUAUACAACUAUACUGCUAUUCAACAACACGCUUUACAUCCAUUUGACCUUGGAGAGUUAGUAAGUCUGCAGUGCACAGUUCUCAAUCAGAGUUGUUUGGGAAACCACAGUGUCUACUGGCUCAUACACACAUUGGAACCAAGAAUUAUUAAGGUGCACGGAAUAAGUAAUGCUCAGUGUGAGUGGAGCUCUGAAGCUGGUUAUAGAGAACGUAAAUGUGUCUACAGCUUAUCAAAAAAGGACCUCAGAAUUUCUAAAUCAGGAACUCACUACUGUGCUGUUUUUGCAUGUGGGGAGAUUUUAUUUGGUAAUAGUACAAGACCACUUUUAACAGGUGAUGAUUCCACAGAACUGAUUUCUACCAUUGUUCUUCUUUCCAUUGUAAGAACACUACUGUUUUUAAUCGGUAUCGCCACAAUUACAUUGUGGUACUGCAUGCAUUCCAAAAGAAUUGCAAGAGCUAGUUUUUCUCCACAGUGGCAAGAUCUUUAAAGAGGGACCUGGUGGACAAUAAUAAGAUAAUCUAUAGAUAAUUCAUAAAAUCCACUUUCAAUUCCAUCAACUAUACUAUAUAUAAAUACAACUAAUAAAUACAAUGCAUGUGAUUGUGUAAAUCAGCUUGCUACAUGUGUCAUUAUUUGAAAAGGCAAAGGCAUACAUUUUGUUACUUGAAAUAUAAAAAAUAAAUACAUUUCAAAUGUAUAAAAAUGUGUCUCAAAAUUACAUAUAAAAGUUACCAAUUAUAGAAAAUACUAUGUGUCUAUAUUUUAUGCCAAAAAAUUAGUGUGAUUGCCUCAUUAAUGUAAAAUAUCCUUUAAGGAGAGUGCACUUAUUUUAAGUGAUCUUUACAAUUUACUGAAUUUAUACUUUUAAUUGUCAAUAGCACAAAACAAUAACUUUGUAAUUACUAUGUAAAACAACAUGUAAUAACUGAAAUUGCCAGUUAUAAAUUACACAAUGUUACACCUACUUUUUGUUUAUAGUAGGCUUACAUUAAAUAUAUUGUGAAAAACAUCUGAAAAACAACAGGCUUCCAGCAGAACCUCCAUAUUGGUAAAAAUAAGCUCUAUAAGAUCUUUAUUACAUUACAACUCCAGAGAAGUGGAUAUACAGAGAUUUUAAGUCACCGUGAACAUCAUGAACUCUUAGAAAGAAUGUGUUAAUUUUUUUAACAUCUUUUUGUGUUAAACCUUUAACACAUUGUGUGUCAUUUUCUGUUGAUUUUGUGUUAAAAUAAAACACAAAAUGUGUUGUUUCAAAAU
Misgurnus anguillicaudatus (oriental weatherfish) is the source of this 1733-nucleotide messenger RNA. RefSeq names its product immunoglobulin kappa light chain-like. NCBI's taxonomy places the organism in Eukaryota, Metazoa, Chordata, Actinopteri, Cypriniformes, Cobitidae. The record is from RefSeq and is a predicted model, not a curated record. Gene Ontology annotation, biological process: response to bacterium.